AUGGCUUCGACACAGCAAAAGAGCCUGAUCCACACGGCAGGUUGUUUGAUUAUCGGUGACGAAGUCCUUGGAGGCAAGACAGUCGAUACGAACUCGGCGUACUUUGCCAAAUUCUGCUUCUCAUUGGGCAUCAACUUGCGCCGCAUCGAAGUCAUUGCAGAUGAUGAAGGCGAGAUUGUAGAAGCCGUGCAACGCAUGUCCAAGAACUACGACAUGGUGGUGACGAGUGGCGGAAUUGGUCCUACUCACGACGACAUCACUUACCAGUCAAUAGCCAAGGCCUUUGGCCUGCCGUUGAAGUUACACGAUGCGGCGUUUGAACGUAUGAAGCGCCUCUCGAAGCCGCACAAAUCUCAGCCAAACUUUGACUGGAACGUCGAGUCUCCAGCGCUUACAGCAAAGAAGCGCAUGGUUGAACUGCCUAUUGAUGAAUCCAAGCCAGAUGAAGAUCAGGUUAUUUUCGUCAGUGAGUCGCUUUGGGUUCCCGUUAGCGUCGUGAACGGUAACGUGCACAUUCUGCCCGGAGUGCCUCGCCUCUUUGAAGCGAUGCUAGACGGACUAAAGCCCCGCAUCCUACCUAGAUUGACGGAUCCAGAGGGUAAAGGCGUGUUGCGGAUCCUCAUCUCGACUCCGAUGGCCGAGAGCGCCGUUGCUGGAUAUCUGACCGAGCUCGCUGCCAAGGCGGAGCCAAAAGGGGUCAAGGUGGGAAGCUACCCACGAUGGGGAAAGGACCACAACACUGUGACGCUAGUUGGACGCGAUCGCGACUUCAUGGAGAGCUUAGUUCCUGAAGUAGAGAAGGCUGUUCAGGGGAGGCGGGUAGCUGUAGAAGGUGAGGACGACGGAGAAACGUCUGACAAGGACUCGUAG
Alternaria burnsii is the source of this 870-nucleotide messenger RNA. RefSeq lists its product as uncharacterized. Lineage: Eukaryota; Fungi; Ascomycota; Dothideomycetes; Pleosporales; Pleosporaceae. The record is from RefSeq and is a predicted model, not a curated record. The transcript is spliced from 4 exons. Bases 1 to 870 code for a protein of 289 amino acids.